This is a messenger RNA of Rubroshorea leprosula, 1835 nucleotides long. The record is from the annotation of a GenBank genome assembly. Lineage: Eukaryota; Viridiplantae; Streptophyta; Magnoliopsida; Malvales; Dipterocarpaceae.
ACUAUACGACCCUGUCCAUCAUCGUCCCUUCACUGCCUCCAUUCUUCUCAAAAAAGUUGCCUCACUUCUCUUCUUCUGCAUCUGCCCUACACGCUCUCCGACCUCCGCUGUCUUCUCUAAUGGCGUCUUCUCCCUCUUCAGGUCAUCUCUCCCUUGCCUUUCAUUAUUUUCCAUUGUUUAAUCGCUUCUUCCUUCUCACUUUUCAGAUCCUUUCUGUACCUAACCGCUUUUUUGGUGUACAGCGAUGUACCCUUUUGACCCUGCCUUCACCGGAGAUCUGCAACAUUUCAAGGAUCUGUUGUAUGACCCUCGGAUGAAAGAAGGUAUGACGAAAAAUUAUCUGAUUCGGAUGGUGGAUUUUGACGGUCUAACUGCUUUACACUAUGCGGCCAUGGGAGGAAGAACUGAGAUCUGCAAGUUUCUUGUGGAGGAAGUAAAACUCAACGUAGAUCUGAAGGAUCUGAGGAAUGGUCGGACUCCCCUGCAUCAUGCUGUUUUGACGGAGCGUAUUCCCACGGCUGCUUAUCUUCUUGAGAAUGGUGCAAAUCCGAAUGCUGGAACUAAGUAUAAAGGACGUACGGCAUUGCAUUAUGCUGCAGAUAAAGGACCUAAGGAACUGAUAGAGCUCUUACUAUCGAAAGGUGCGGAUAUCGAUGCCAUGGCUGAUUGUGGCACACCAUUGCAAUAUGCAGCAACUAGGCGCAAGAAGGAUUCUGUAAAGGUUCUGUUGGAUAACCAUGCUGGUCCUAAUGUGGUUUCGCAUAAUUUAUCUUCCCCAUUGCUGGCAUCUAUCCAUGGUCUGUCAGUUGAAUAUGCUCCAUCAUUUGAAUGCAUAAAAUUGUUGCUUAAGGCUGGAGCAGAUCCAAACUUUCGUGGCUUGAGAGGAACUCCAUUAGGAUUUGCAGCUUCAGAAGGGGAGACAGAAGUUAUUUUAUACCUGUUGAAUGCUGGAGCUAAUCCAAAUAUUAUUGAUAAUUUAGGGAUGAAACCAGUUGAAGUUGCAGCUCUAAGAGGUAAUCGUAAGGGUGUCAUGACUCUUUUUCCAGUGACUUCUCCCAUUCCAACCAUCUCAGAUUGGAGCGUUGAUGGACUGUUGGAGUAUGUUCAUUCUGAUGAGGCUAUAAAAGAGAGGAAGGAGAAAAAAAAGGAGCAAUUUUUGUUUUCAAAAUCAAAGGGAGCCGAGGCUUUCAACAUAAAGGAUUACUUUGGGGCAAUGCAGUGGUACACCGAGGCAAUCAAUUUUGAACCUACAGAUGCUUCCGUAUGGUCCAACCGAAGCUUGUGCUGGGCACACAUGGAUGAUGGGGAUUCUGCAUUGUUAGAUGCUGAAGAGUGCAUCAAGCUGAAGCCUAAUUGGCCAAAGGGAUAUUACAGGGCGGGUGCUGCAGAGAUGCUGUUGGAAGGCUUUGUGAGUGCUGCCGAUACCUUUUAUCGUGGUUGGAAGUUGAAUCGUAAGAACAAGGAGCUUGAGCGUGCUUUUCGGGAAGCUAUCAAAGCCCAAAAGAAGAAGCUGCUUUCGAUCCCCGAUAUUUGAAACUGCAUAACUCAUGCUCUUGGCUGAUUGGCACCGACAGCACCACCCUAUAUGCAAUCUGUUGAAUGGAAACUUGCAUGCCUAGAAUUAUAACUUAGUUUCUAAAUAUUGAGGACAUUUUGUUAUUCUCCUGUUGGUAUUUUGCUUAAUAUUCUGCGAUUUGCCAGUAUGUUUCACUGUUACAUGUAUAUGGUUCAUGUCACUUGUACUGGCUCUGGUUCUAGGAAAUCUUCUCUAUACUGUGUGGAGAUCUUUCUUUUGGUUAUUUGUCUUGUAUUUGCACUAAAUUUUAUUAGAUGGG